CAAUCCGCUUAACGAGGCUGAGGCUGGCAAGCGGAGGGAGCUGCCUGCGGGGGGAAACUUUCUUCUCGCGGCUUCUCCUCCUCGCGGCAGUUCGCCGAGGGGUGGGAGCCUCUCCCUGGCCAGAAGGAGCUGCAGAUGCCCAAGAGCUUGGAAAGGCUUUAAGGGAGGCUUCCCCGCUGACUGCGGGAAGGCAGAACCGGCUUGGAGGCGAUUCUUCCUCUCCAGCCCAGUGGUGGGCACAUUGAUGGUCCUUGGAAGGAAAAUGUGUGAGGUUGGUUCCAGAGAACUGCAGCCAUAACUGGAAGAAAAAGUGGAAACCACAGUUCCUUCAAGCUUCACUCAAAGACUAAAUCUGGCAGCUGGAAUUGUGGAAGGUAGCCUUCAAAAAAAAAAGUGGAAGAUAUUUUUUAGAAAUCAGGCAGAGUUUCAUUGGUUUCGCCACACCCAUCAGGCCUGAUGGAUACCAUAGAGACUGCAAAGCUUGAAGAGCACAUGGAAGGCCAGAACAAUGAAACUGCGAAUGGUUAUGCUCGACCUGCUCUCGCUGUCGAUGAGGAGAGCAAGAAUGGUAGCAGUAGCAAGCAAAAGGGUUUAUCCAAUGGCUUGCGGAAAAGCACGAAGCAAUACCCAGACUAUAUCCAGAUUUCUAUGCCUACUGAAACUAGAAACAAGUUCCCUUUGGAAUGGUGGAAAACAGGCAUUGCUUUUGUGUAUGCUCUCUUCAACUUAAUUCUAACGACUGUCAUGAUCACAGUGGUACAUGAGAGGGUGCCUCCCAAGGAGCUCAGUCCUCCGUUGCCAGAUAAGUUUUUUGAUUAUAUUGAUCGCGUGGAAUGGGCUUUUUCUGUAUCAGAAAUUAAUGGAAUGAUACUUGUUGGAUUAUGGAUAAUCCAGUGGCUGUUUCUCAGAUACAAAUCAAUAGUGGGACGAAGAUUCUUUUUUAUAUUGGGAACUUUGUACCUCUACCGCUGUAUUACCAUGUAUGUCACCACACUACCUGUGCCCGGAAUGCAUUUUCAGUGUGCUCCAAAGCUCAAUGGAGAUUCUCAAGCUAAGAUUCAACGAAUCCUGCGACUAAUUUCAGGUGGUGGAUUAUCUAUAACAGGCUCACACAUCUUAUGUGGAGACUUCCUGUUCAGCGGCCACACUGUAGUGCUAACGCUCACGUACCUAUUUAUCAAGGAAUAUUCCCCUCGUCACUUUUGGUGGUAUCACUUGAUCUGUUGGUUGAUGAGUGUUGCUGGAAUAAUCUGCAUCCUGGUGGGACAUGAACACUACACUGUAGAUGUCGUCAUUGCUUAUUACAUCACUACAAGACUCUUCUGGUGGUACCAUUCAAUGGCUAACGAAAAGAACUUGAAGGUCUCUUCACAGACAAACUUUCUGUCUCGAGCAUGGUGGUAUCCAGUAUUUAAUUUCUUUGAGAAGAAUGUACAAGGCUCAGUCCCUUGCUGUUUUUCAUGGCCAAUAUCCUGGCCCCCUAGCUGUUUCAAAUCUUCAUGCAAAAAAUAUUCUCGGGUUCAGAAGACUGGAGAGGACAAUGAAAAAUCUACCUGAAGAAAGUUAAGGCAAGAAAAUGGAUCUGCUGUUUGCUUUCAUCAGAAACAUUUGUGCUAUUACCAAAGCUCUUAAGAGGACUAGAUUGUUAAUGGGAGAUGUGGACCAAACUUUAUGCAACUGAUUUGAGAAAAGACUAUUGCAGACAAAAUAUAUGUGUGUGUGUGUAUACAUAUACAUUAUCCCUUGGUAUGGUUUUUUCCCCCCUCCCCCUAGUCAAAUUGUACAGUUCCAUCCUACUCUUCAUUGCCAGUAGACAUUCAGUGGCACUUUGGUGCCAGAAGAAGACUUCCUGAAGAGAAGAGGAGCCAGGACUUUGGUUUCUUAAUGAGAUUAAGAGAUGCCAAAGAACACAUGACACCAUCUGUUGUUAAAUAUCACUCACCCAUAGAAGCACGGAAACAAAAUAUCAGCUUCAGAACCCUGAAGUAUGAUGAGCAAAACCAUAAGAAAUGUUAAAGGCACAAUGCUGGUCUCUCUCAAUAUACAGAGAAUAACUGAAGUUGGUAGGCAAUGGUUUUGUUGUCACUAGUGAAGACAAGACCUGUGACUGGUGAAACCAGAAGAGAGCCUUGGUUUUUUAUAUAUAUAUAUAAAUAUAUAUAAUGUAUACCAAAUAUAUUAUGACCCUGUAAUGUCACCACAGUUUCCAUAUACUCUAUUGACUUUUACAUUUUUUUUAAAUAAGUGGUAAUUUUAUAUGUGAAAAUAAAAGCUAUUUUACUUGAUGAUAUUGUAAGCUAGAAAUAAUGUCUGCUAACGUCAUUGGGGUUCUACAAGGAGGGAAAGUAAUUUAUUGUUAAAAUGCUUAUAAGUUAGGCAAGAUAAUUAUUUAAAUUCCUGCUGGUCAGUUAGCUUGUGCGAAUGUAGGGUGUGUGUGCGUGUGCAUAACACUUUUGAGAAUAUUUGAUACAGUGAAUGCUCAAAAUAUGGAACUGUAAUCCCAAGAGAACGUUGACAAUCCCUCCUCAAACAGCUACCACUGAGUCUGGACAAAAGAUUAUUUGUCCAGACUCAUGUUAAUGCAGACUAAUGGCCAUUGUCUGCAUUAACAUUAUAAUUCUGAAUGUUCACCAGAUUCUUGUGGAAUUGUCAACAUUCCCUUAUGAUUCUCUGCACACAUGGCCACAGAUUUACACGUGAAUUCGCAAAUUAUAUAUGAACUAAGAAGAUGGUAAUGAUCAUGGGAUGCAAUACUCCUAAUGAUCCUCAAUUCACUCGCUUUGGUCUUGUGUAGCUACCCUCCUGAAAUAGGAUUCAUUGAACACUUUAAAAAGAAAUGUUAACCAUUUUUGUGCAAUGUGACACCAAGUCUGAGAGCCGGGUGUGGUGCAUUUACAAACUAACAUUAUUGUGUUUUCCCUUGGCACGAAUUUCAUUUGUUCAAAAUCUUGUGCCAAGACUGUUCACUGCAAUAGGUUUGUGUGUGUCACUGUUGUUGAACACUACUUAUUAUUAAAUGGCCACUUGGCCAGUCUGCUACUUUCUUGUGUAUCAAGGUUUGCUUGAUUGGAUAAAGUGUAUAUAUCAUAUAAACUUAAUAUAUGGAAGUGCUCUGAUGUUUGUUACACUACUGUGCAGAGAAGCUAACAGGGCCCACUUUUAUUCUGUUUUGUGUAGGAAUCCAAUAGUGCCAUUUCUGUUAUAUUGCACAGCUAAUUAUGUUGUAUUUUUUCCUUGCCAGUUCUUUUAUUUUAAAUUUGUUAAAAAAAACAGACGCAAAAUAAUUAAAUUCACUUUAAUCAGUUGUUUAGAAUUUUUAAAUAAUGCCCUUUUAAAAAUUGGCUAACGAGCAAAUGUAAUCAGAAAACUUGUUUUGAUUUGAAAUUUAGAAUGUAGCUUCUUCCAUCUACAGGGCCAGUUACCAUAAACGGUUAAGCUAAUUCAAGUAUUAGUUCGAAGAUCACUUUGGCAACAGCAAUAAAUCAGGGCAAUAAGUAAUGCAUCCUGACUGUGGAAGGAUAGCAAAGCCCUGUCAUCCAGCCAGAUGCCUUACUUCUACAGGUUAUUUUUUUUUCCCCAUCACCAAUAUAUUUAACAUGCACACUCACUCUCAAGUUGAUUCUAGGCACAUAUGUUAUAGCAUGUGUGUUUACAGAUAACCAAACGUUUCCGUAAACACAAUGAGAUGCAAUGACACAACUUAUCCCAAAAGUGUCAUCUUCUGGGAAAUGGUAUUUAUGAUCCAGAGAAAAGUAUAAGGGGAGGACUGAACGUCAGAUGGGACUCUCACUGUAUGAAUAUAGCAUGAAAUCUGAGUGUAGAUCAUUGUCUGUACCAAUACAGUAGGCUGGUUCUCCCAAUCUGCCAGAGGGUAGGACAAAUGUUCUACUCAUAUUUGGGAGCUCUGUGUGUGCUCCCAUUUUGUGAUCUUGUGUAAGUAAAAGCAAGGUAGGUGGUGGGGUGAGUGAUUGCCUGUGAGGCUUGCACUGGAUAGGGGGGCUCUGUCCUACCCAGCAUCUGUACCCACCUGUUUACAGAGGCAGGCGGAAAAGCCUGGCUACCCAGAGGAAGCCCUGCACACAAUCAUUUUCCCUACCUCCUACAUUGCUUUUUAUUUGUUUGUGAUCACAAAAUGGACACAUGGGCAGCUCCCAGACAUGGGUAGGACACUUGUCCUGCUGGCCAUGAGAACCAGCCUAAUAUGUACACAGGCAUUUGUCCCAUAAGAAUGUGCACCCGAUUUGUAUUAUCUUGCUCCUGCACCAAGUAUUUCCCAUAUAGAUAGUCUAUCACUUCUGAAGCAGCCCUCAAACUGGACUGAAUCUUGAAUGUUUUAAAGGCAACUUGCAAGGUAGUUGCAGGCUUUAGAGCAGGGGUGGGCCACAAUUGUGGCUGAGGAUGAUGGAAGUUGUUAUUCAACAGCAGCUGGAGGAGGCCCUUCUGCCCACCCCUGCUUUAAAGGAAAAGGUUCUGCUGUGCACCUCCCUGUUGCAGGUGUGUUAAUCGGCUCAGUCCAGUGGCAAAGGACAAGAGUUAGAAGUUAGAAACAGGCUUUUCCCUCAAGUCUGUCUUCUGUUUAAAGUGUUCCGAGAAGUAGUUUAGAGAUUUGCUGGGAAAGUACUGAGAGAGAGCCCAAACGCUUGAGCAUCAUGACUAGUGCGUGCACAUCUUGCCUCACUGGGUUGUUACCAAUGAGUAGACCUCAAGCCGUUUUUCAACACGUUCAUCAAGUGCAAGGAAAGGGGAACCAAACCAGGCUGAGUGGGUACAGUCCCCUGUGUGUCGCUAUGUCCAGCCUUUUUGGCAGCAAAGGGCAAUACUAAAUGUGGAGAGGGUUCCUCCAUGCAAGAUGGAGCAUUCCAGGUUUCCACAUCAUGUAGAGGAAACCCUCCAUGCAUUUGUUGCUGUCCUCCACAGACAUUUACUAAACCUAGUGUAGUCUGGGUAAGAACAGCCCUGCUGGAUCAGGCCCAAGGCCCAUCUAGUCCAGCAUCCUGUUUCGCACAGUGGCCCUCCAGAUGCCACUGGAAGCCCCCUGCCUUCGCUUUUGUUCUGGGACUUUAAGCAAAGUCUCUUGCUAGUUCCCUUAUCUUUCUCUUACUCUCUCACCUCUUGUGGGGGCAAAAGAGAGGGAGCGGUUUGUGGCUUCCAAAUAAAGCAUGGCAUUUUAACUAAAGUUACUAAUUGGACAACUUCAAACUUGUCCUGUUCUAAAUGUACGUGUCUCUUAUGCAGAAAUAAUUUUUAUUGUCUUCUCUUCACGGGCAACCUGAGAGGCACAGCUUGGACACCAGGCCAGUCCAAAAUAGUCAAGUAGCUCCACCACUCUAUAGUCCUUUUACCAGUUUGCUGUUGGUUAUUGUGUGUGUGUGUGUGUGUGUGUGUGUGUGUGUGUGUGUGUGAGUUUUAGUAAUCUUGAAAAGAGAAGUCCUUGGUUAUAGACAGCUGGUUCUUUGGACAGUUUUGUGAUUUGUAUGGUUUAUUUUUCAAAUCUGAUAAAAGAUUUCAGUCCCCUGCUAACUGAGCAGAGGUACUUUUUUUUUAAAAAAAAAAGUGGUGAUUCUCUUUGUUUAGCAGGGGGAGAGCAACUGGCCCUGUCUAUCCCCAGCAUAGCAUUCCUCCAGUGGGAGUUGCUAGUGUUGUGUCUUAUGUUUCUUUUUUAGAUUGUGAGCCCUUUGGGGACAGGGGAGCCAUUUUAUUAAUUUUUUUAUUUCUCUCUGGGCUUUCUCUCUCUCUCUCCACACACACCACUAUUUCCCAAAGCGGAAAUAGAGAAAUAAAGAGAGAGAGAGAUAUUUUCUGUCAAGUAACAGUUGCAUAGAACUGCAGCCAAUUCUAUAGAGUUUAUUCCAAGUAAAGCCUUAAUGAACUCAUUGGGGCUUACUCCCAAGUAACUGCUGUGUGCAUAGGAUUGCAGGCCAAGGACAUAUCCCAGUAAUGUGUGUUGUGAGAGGGAGGGCUUGCUUAAAAAAAUUUUUUUUUUAAAUGUACUAUAUGUGCAUAUUUGUGAGAAGAAAGGAAACCAGUGGGCUCUCUGUGUGGUAUUUUCAAGCAGUGUGAAACAUAUGUAUGUAGGUGCUACCUGCAAAUAGGUGCUCUAGACUCCAACCCCUCCCCACUUCAGUUGAUCUUCUUAGCCUAGUCCUGCAUGGGGUGAGGAGAAGAGGGCUGAGAUUGCAAGGAGGGGAAGAAGUGGAGGCAACGCUAAUAGAAGAAGGGAUGGAGCUACUGAGAAGGUGUCAUGGGGAAUUGAGAGAGAGAGAGAGAGAGAGAGAGAGAGAGAGAGAGAGAGAUUCUCUAAGGACAGGAUUCCUUUACUCACAGCCAACCAAGCGGUGAAUUUAUCACUAAAUCAGCACUACAUAGCCAGCUGCCAAGUGCUGGUAUGAAUGAUGACUUUUGGUUGAGACAAGUAAAAAAAAUUGUCUGGAGAAAACCAUGGGCUGGUUCUUUCUAACUUUAGGGUUGGACCUGCCUACUAUUAGCCCCGCCUAUGGCUACCCUAGUUCCCUCUCCUCCCCUCUGACCCCCACCCCAGCCCCAAGAGGCAGCUGCCCCCACUGAACUAAAUGUUACUGAGGUUCAGAUAUGACAGUUAGCCAAGGAAUACUUUUGGGGGGGGGGGAUAUUUUUUUUCUGCUUGAAAACAAGUGUAUGGCUUAACCACCUCAUUAUUAGACAAAUGGGGGGUAAAAUAGUGAAGGGCUCUUCAGAAUUUAGUCCUCUGUAGAGAACAGUGUGAGCAGAGGGCAAAUGGGAAUGUGCAAGUUAGCCACUGAUAGCUACAAAACUGGAUGUCCCUGCUACCUACACCCUGAGUGUCCUUGUAUAUAGCAUCUAUCUCGAAAGGAUGGUGCUGAACAUGGAGGGUUCUAGUCAGCACUGGAGUGUAUUUGUUCUUGUGUUCCCAUUUGCCCUCCUUCAUGUGUUGAAGACCAUCAUUCAAAGAGGACUUAAAAAUUGCAAUUCAUUCUGAUUCUUAGUAGACUUCUCAUUUUUGUACAAGUGGAUAUAUAUUGUUAGACUAACGCCAAAUAUAUUUCCUGUACCAGGUUUUUGCACAGCUUGUGAAUCAGCAGCCAUGUCUGGUGGACCAAUGCCUUAAGUAAAUUUUCCUGGGUUUUGCGGCCUGCCUAGGACUGCCCAACCAGGGGAAAGUUGAGCACUCAGCUGGUCACCAUACCAUUGAAGGUCACAAGUUGUGCAGUCCUGACCAGUGCUGUGUUAUAGGUUUCCUGCUAAAUAUUUACACUGUCGACCCUUCUUGGAAAGUGUUUACAAGCCUCUGAUGAUGAUCCUAAGGGGGGAAAUAUACAUGGCAGGAGCUUAAAUGUGAGCUUCAGUAAAUUUUAUAUUUUAAAAGUACUUUUCUGUAUAGGAUAAAGACAUGUCUUGUAUUUCCAAGCAUAUGCAGACUACAUGCUCAAGAGGAACUUAAAUAUCUAUAGAUGUAUGAUGUGCCUGGCAAUUGCUAUAGUAAGAUUUUAGCAUGUUUGAAAGUAAAAAGCUAAUUUUAAAAUAUUCAGAAUUGCUAUUGUGAUCACACAGAUCCAUCGUUUAUCUCACUUUAUGGGUCUCUUAUGAAUCAAAUAAUCCUUAAACACACCAAGUUUCUAUCAGUCAAGAAUAAUUCCAGCACAGAUGCAAUUUCUUGAACUUGUUUUGUUCUCCAAAUAAGAAGUAUAUAUGUUGUUUCUCUUUGUCAAUGAAGUGCCUCUGAUAACAAUUUUGAAGUAGUGGGAACUGUUCUAGGUGCUUAUUUGUUCAGGUGCUUGAAAGUAGGUUUCACAAUCUAACUUCAAGAAAGAAUUUUAUAGCUCACUUCUGUGGAGUAUUAGGCACACAUAGGUAUGCUUGAAGCCUGUUGGUUUUUAAUUGACUGAAGUGUGCCUGCAUAAAAUCAGAAUGAGAAGUUUUAGCCAUAGUUGUAGCUUCUAAAAGGGGGGAGGGGAUGUGUCAUGAUAAUUUUGUAACUACAAAUAACUUGCAACACAUCUCUUGAGAUAUAAAUUAGUUACUAAACCUAGGUAUAUAAUAAAGCAAUGCAGAUAGGAUAUCUACAGUGUCUAUUGGCCCCCUCUAAUGGACACAAGUGGUAUUGCAUUGCUUUUCGGCAUUGAUGAGCAUAUUUUUGUGGCUUAAUCCUCAAGGACUGAUUUAGUUCAAAGUAAAAAGACAUUUUAUAUUUUUGCCCAUAUACAGUUUGCAUUAAAGAGAAACUUAAUUACCUUUUUGCCUAUACUGCUACUGCUUUUUUAAUGCCUCUCUGGUUUGGCCCCAGAGGCAUAAAUAAAGAAAUACUAUGUACUAUGAAAAUGUC
Messenger RNA from Hemicordylus capensis (graceful crag lizard), 8320 nucleotides. RefSeq names its product sphingomyelin synthase 2 (gene SGMS2). The transcript is spliced from 6 exons. Gene Ontology annotation, molecular function: ceramide cholinephosphotransferase activity; sphingomyelin synthase activity. The record is from RefSeq and is a predicted model, not a curated record. Bases 457 to 1557 code for a protein of 366 amino acids. NCBI's taxonomy places the organism in Eukaryota, Metazoa, Chordata, Lepidosauria, Squamata, Cordylidae. Gene Ontology annotation, biological process: sphingomyelin biosynthetic process; ceramide biosynthetic process. Gene Ontology annotation, cellular component: endoplasmic reticulum membrane; Golgi membrane.